Messenger RNA from Hyphopichia burtonii NRRL Y-1933, 2454 nucleotides. It is a transcript of the gene SPB1, whose product is annotated as 27S pre-rRNA (guanosine2922-2'-O)-methyltransferase. The transcript has a single exon. Gene Ontology annotation, biological process: rRNA methylation; maturation of LSU-rRNA from tricistronic rRNA transcript (SSU-rRNA, 5.8S rRNA, LSU-rRNA); maturation of 5.8S rRNA from tricistronic rRNA transcript (SSU-rRNA, 5.8S rRNA, LSU-rRNA). Gene Ontology annotation, molecular function: rRNA (guanine) methyltransferase activity; rRNA (uridine-2'-O-ribose)-methyltransferase activity. The record is from RefSeq and is a predicted model, not a curated record. The coding region runs from base 1 to 2454 and encodes 817 amino acids. Gene Ontology annotation, cellular component: nucleus; nucleolus; preribosome, large subunit precursor. NCBI's taxonomy places the organism in Eukaryota, Fungi, Ascomycota, Pichiomycetes, Serinales, Debaryomycetaceae.
AUGGGUAAAACACAGAAAAAGAAUAGUAAAGGUCGUUUGGAUAGGUACUAUUUCCUUGCGAAAGAAAAGGGGUAUCGUGCACGUUCGUCUUUCAAAAUCAUUCAAAUAAAUGAAAAAUAUGGGCAUUUUUUAGAAAAAUCCAAGGUUGUUAUUGAUCUUUGUGCAGCUCCAGGGUCAUGGUGUCAAGUGGCUUCUAACUUAUGUCCAAUCAACUCUUUGAUUAUUGGUGUUGAUAUUGUUCCGAUCAAACCAUUACCAAAUUGCAUAACAUUCCAAUCUGAUAUUACUACUGAAGAUUGUAGAUCUAAGUUAAGAGGACAUAUGAAGACAUGGAAAGCAGAUACUGUUUUACAUGAUGGUGCUCCAAACGUUGGUUUAGGAUGGGUUCAAGAUGCAUUUACCCAAUCUCAAUUAACAUUACAAGCAUUAAAAUUAGCCGUUGAAAAUUUAGUUAGUGGAGGUACAUUUGUAACCAAAGUUUUCAGAUCAAGAGAUUAUAAUAAUUUAAUGUGGGUAUUUCAACAAUUAUUUGAAAAAGUUGAGGCUACCAAACCACCAGCAUCCCGUAAUGUAUCUGCGGAAAUUUUUGUUGUUUGUAAAGGAUUUAAGGCACCAAAGAAAUUAGAUCCAAGAUUAUUGGAUCCAAGAGAAGUUUUUGAAGAAUUAGGAGAAGGUAAAAAAAAUAAUGAAGCCAAAGUAUUCAAUCCUGAGAAGAAAACCAGAAAGAGAGAAGGUUAUGAAGAAGGAGAUUAUUUAUUAUAUCAUGAAAUGCCAAUACAAGAAUUUAUUAGAAAUGAAGAACCAAUUAAUGCAUUGGGAGAUUUAAAUAAAUUAACUGAACCAGAAGAUAAAAGCGAUCACGAAUGGAAGAUUUUGAAAAAAUUGAAAACUUUCACUCCUGAAUUACAAGAAUGUUUUAAAGAUUUAAAAGUUUUAGGUAAAAAGGAAUUUAAGCAUAUUCUUAAGUUUCGUAAAGAAGCCAGAGAUAUCUUAGGAUUAGAAGUCAAAGAAGAAGAAAAACAAAUUGAAGUUGAAUCAUUAACUGAAGAGCAGCAAAUUCAAAAAGAGUUACAAGAUUUAACUGAUAAACAAAAACAAAAAUUAAAGAGAGCAAAGAAACAUGCCAAUGAAUCUAAACAAAAAGAGAUUCAAAGAAUGCAAAUGAAUAUGUUAAGUGAUAUGAACAUUGGUAUUGAAGCUGCUCAAAUUGGUAGUGAAUCAUUAUUUAAUUUGAAGACUGCUACUAAAACUGGAGAAUUAGAUAAAUUAUCCAAGGGGAAGAAAAGAAUGGUUUUCAAUGAUGAAGACCUUAUAAGAGAGAAUGAGAUCAACGUUGGAGAUAAAGAAGAAGAAGAUUCUGCUGAUGAAGUAGACGAAUUAGAAACUCAAUUAGAUGAUAUGUAUCAAUCAUACCAACAAAGAAGAUCGGAACGAGACGCUAAUUACCGGGCCAAGAUUGCUAGAGGAGAUGCUGACGAUGAAGCAUGGGAUGGAAUUAAGCUGGAUCAAAGUGACGAAGAAGAAGCCAAAGAUUAUGAAAUGGAAGAAGAUUCUGAAUCUGAUUCUGAUGACGAUGACCAUAUUAAGCAGUUAGUUAACGAAAAGAGAAAGAAGGAUGAAUUAUCUAAGAAUGCCAAAGUAUUUUUCGCAUCCGAUUCUAUAUUUAAUGAAUUAGGAGAUGAUGAAUUGUUAAAAGAAAUGGCACCAAAGGAAGAAGCCCCAGUAAACAAAAUUGAAGAAGUUGAUAGUUCAGAUGAAGAAAGUAAAGACGACAGUGAUUUUGAAAUUGUUCCAGCAGAAGAAGAAGGAAUGAGUGAAGUUGAUUCUGAUUCUGAAGACGAAGAACAUGUGAGCAGAGCCAAAGAAUUUGCUAAAGCCAAAGAUCAUCAACAAAAAGUGGAUCUUGCUACCGUGGAAGCAAUGACUUUAGCCCAUCAAGUAGCAUUGGGCCAUAAGAACAAGAAUGAUUUAAUUAAUGAAGGGAUUAAUAAAUACUCCUUCAGAGAUCAAGACGAAUUACCCGAAUGGUUUAUUGACGACGAAAAGAAACAUAGUAAGAUCAACAAGCCAAUCACCAAAGAGGCCGCUUUAGCCAUCAAAGAAAAACAAAAACAAUUGAAUGCCAGACCAAUUAAAAAGGUCUUAGAAGCACAAGGACGUAAGAAAAUGAGAGCAUUAAGAAGAUUAGAGAAAUUGAAGAAGAAGAGUGAUUUAAUCAACGAAGACGGAGGCAAAUCAGAAAGAGAUAAGGCCGAAGAAAUCGAAAAAUUAAUGAAGAAAUUAACUAAGAAACAACAACAUAAACCAAAAACUACCUUGGUUGUUGCUAAAGGUGGUAAUAGGGGUUUGAGUGGUAGACCUAAGGGGGUUAAAGGUAAGUAUAAGAUGGUCGACGGUGUCAUGAAGAACGAGCAAAGGGCAUUAAAGAGAAUAGCCAAAAAACAUAAGAAGUAG